AUGACUUCUUCCCCAAUCAACCCUCCCAAGGAUACUUCCUUUGCCUCUGCCGCCUCCCCCUACUUCACAUCUGUCCACCGCCGCCGGCAACAAAAGAAGAUGAGCAUCACACAAACAUACUACCUCGCCCAUACCGCCCGCAAGAAGCUCACUCGUGAGGCUUCCCGGGCGGAUCACGACCUCCGAUUGCUGGUCGGCCACGCCAACCUCCUCGACUCUCUUAUGCUAGACCUUGCCGACGCCGAGCGGGAACAAGAACGGUGGUUCAACCAGACUGUCAGCGGUGCCACCAAGGCUCAAGAAGAGUCUCGACACAUUCAAUGGGCCUCGACCGUGGUCGAAGAGCCCGAGGAGGAUUGGGAAGCAGAAGACGCCUCGGACCUGGAUUCCGACCUCAGUGACAGCGACGAAGAGGACUCUGACUUCGAGGAAGCCGGCUUUGCCAUUAAUGUUCCCGUCCGUCGCCGCACACCUACUCCCGUCGCUCCCAUUGAGCCCACACUCGUGGAGGACGAGGAUGACGACACAGACAGCGACUUUGAAUACGAUGAGGACGAGGACCUGGGUGAGCUCAGUUUGACUCGGUCGCCUUCGCGCCAGUCUCCACCGGAGCUCCUCGCGGACUCAGAUGGCGAGUCCGAAGAAGAGGUUCUCCCCCUUCCCCGCCUCAACCUACCUUGGAGGCAUUCGAUGAGAAGGGGGCCAAUACCACCGCAAUCCCGCUGGCGGACUAUUAUUGAGGCAUACUGA
Molecule: messenger RNA, 750 nt
Organism: Penicillium pulvis
Lineage: Eukaryota; Fungi; Ascomycota; Eurotiomycetes; Eurotiales; Aspergillaceae
Exons: 2
Coding region: 1-750 (249 amino acids)
Source: RefSeq, a predicted model, not a curated record